Molecule: messenger RNA, 3092 nt
Organism: Coregonus clupeaformis (lake whitefish)
Lineage: Eukaryota; Metazoa; Chordata; Actinopteri; Salmoniformes; Salmonidae
Product: B-cell lymphoma 6 protein homolog
Exons: 11
Coding region: 699-3011 (770 amino acids)
Biological process (GO): regulation of transcription by RNA polymerase II
Cellular component (GO): nucleus
Molecular function (GO): DNA-binding transcription factor activity, RNA polymerase II-specific; protein binding; RNA polymerase II cis-regulatory region sequence-specific DNA binding
Source: RefSeq, a predicted model, not a curated record
AGCGAUACAAUCAAGGAACGCUAGAGUGCAGGCAGCCUAUCAGCUGAGAGUGCCAUCGAUGCCCUGUGGACCGUUUCGCUAACGUGCAUCGCGCUCAGUCAACUCGACUCACUUCAACCCUUCUGCUGCGCCGCCUAUCUAGAAGCGCUCCCAUCCUGUCAGGGAUAGCUUCCAAAGGUUUCUCCAGAUCAGUCGAUCUCUCCGCUCAGCCUCGCCAGCCAGCCUGCCAGACGACCGCCAGCCAGACGACCGAAACACAACGCCCUCCUCAUAGAACCAGGACAGACAGCUGUGUCCCCCAAGAAGCCCUCCUCCUAGAACCAGGACAGACAGCUGUGUCCCCCAACGACUAGGUGCCACUCAGCAAGGUUUGAGCCCCAAUCUGACAUACCAUUUCGUUUCUGCAUGCUCCGAGCGUUUUGCUGUUUUGCUGCCCGUUAUCAAAGAAUCAUCCCGCUUUGCCUCUUGCUGAACCCAGGAUAUCUCCUCUUCCUCAGCCCAACAGCUGAGUGAACUCCGUGGCUGAGAGGCUGGUGCUAUCCUGUCCUGUUCAGUCACUCUGAAGACAUUUGGACUCAGACCAGAAGCCCUCUUCUUCUUCAAGUUCCAGAACUCAGCCUGCCCAACGUUCAGAGGUCGGGGGGUUUCGCUGAACAAACAUCUUCUCUUCUGACUGACGUCUCACCUCAGCUCCCAGAAUGCCUCACUCCUUCCAGCAGAAGCAAGCCCAGCAGAUGCUCCUCCUAUGCCAGGGAGUGAACCGGGUGCGAGAAGAGGCAGGACAGUCCACAAUGUGGAGCCACCACAACCACAGCUACCCAGAACUUGACAAGAUGGCUUGCGCAGCAGACAGCUGCAUCCAGUUCACGCGUCACGCCAGCGACGUGCUGCUGAACCUCAACCGGCUGCGUAGCCGGGACAUUCUCACGGACGUCACCAUCCUGGUCAACAGACAGCAGUUCCGCGCCCACAAGACUGUCCUCAUGGCCUGCAGUGGGUUGUUCUACACUAUAUUUACUGACUCCCUGAAGUGUAACCUGAAUGCCAUCAGCCUGGACCCCAAGGUAGACCCGGAGGGGUUCGCCAUCCUACUGGAGUUCAUGUACACCUCUAGACUGACGCUGAAGGAGAGUCUGAUCAUGGCGAUCAUGAACACAGCCACUUACCUACAGAUGGACCACGUUGUAGACACCUGCCACAGAUUCCUCAAAUCCAGUGACCCUGGCCAGGCCAACAAGCUGCCCAGAGAUGAGUUCUUGGUCAGCCCCUUGCUUUUACCUCAGGACGUCCAUGCAUACCGGCCCCACAAUGUGGUCGACAACCUGCCCGGCCGGGUCGGCCCCUUCAGAGACGGGAGGCCCUACGGCUCCAGCAUGUUCAACGGGGUCAACUCCCCCAGCAACUACCACCUCUACGGCCAGUUCCCUGUCCAGGGGUUCCCUUUCCCUCUCUGCAAGCUGACAGACACCAAAAACGCGUUCUCUGACUUCUCUAAAGACGGGAUCCACCACAAGCACUGUUCCCCCCCGGACACGAGCAGCGCCAUGAGGGUUGAGUACAGCCGGGCGUUGAGCGGGGGCUCGGCCAGCAUCCACCAUACAACCAGCUACGUCUCCUCCAGGGAGGCAGCAACCAGCUACGUCUCCUCCAGGGAGGAGGAGAUAAGGAAGGAGAUCCACGAGGGAGGGGUCAGCCAGGCUGGUGGGGUGGGAGGCUCCAGGAAGAGAGCGUUUGCCACGGCGGGCCACAAGCAGCAGGUGGUGGUUCUGGGUAAGGAGCACGGUCCUCAGACUACAGAGGAAGACAUGAGCCAGCAGCACUACCCUCUGGGGAUCUCCUCAGCCGGACGGAAAGGCCUGAUGAGCAGCCCUCAGAGCCCGCUCAAAUCUGACUGCCAGCCCAACUCCCCCACCGAGUCCAGCAGCAGUAAGAAUGCUGGUCUGUCCCUCUCCCAGGCCGGCCGGUGUGGUGCCCAGCCCCCACAGGGAAGCCAGGACCCCAAGGCACGCAACUGGAAGAAGUACAAGUUCAUCGUGCUCAAUCAGAGCGCCACCAAGGAGGAGGAGGACGUUGGGCUGCAGGAGCCGCGGCUCCGCUCCCCCCAGCGCCUGGGCCUGCCCCCCUACCCCCACCACUCCGACCCAGAGCACCUGGACACGCAGGCCAACACAAAGAUCAGCGAGCACGUAGAGGACCUGCUGGCUCCACAGGCCUCCCGACUCAACAACAUCAUCAACAGUGUCUCCAGAGCUCUGGAUGGAUCACAGAGGAGCGCUGACAGCCACUCCUCUCUCUACAUCGGCCACUUAAAGUGCACCUCCUGCGGCGCUCCUCCCCCGCAGCACUCUGAAGUGUGUCCCAACACCCCGGCCUCCCGUUUAGCGGAGGAGAUGGCAGAGCUGCACUCUGAGUACUCCGACUCUAGCUGUGAAAAUGGUACGUUCUUUUGUAACGAAUGCGACUCCAAGUUUGCUGACGACGGCGCCCUGAAGCGCCACAUGCUGCAGGUCCACAGUGAUAAGCCAUACAAGUGUGACCGCUGCCAGGCUGCUUUCCGCUACAAGGGUAACCUCGCCAGCCACAAGACCGUCCACACGGGAGAGAAGCCGUAUCGUUGCAACAUCUGCGGUGCUCAGUUCAACAGACCAGCUAACCUCAAGACCCAUACUCGCAUCCACUCAGGAGAAAAGCCAUACAAAUGUGAGACGUGCGGAGCUCGAUUUGUGCAGGUUGCUCAUCUCCGUGCCCAUGUGUUGAUCCACACCGGGGAGAAGCCAUACCCGUGUGAGAUCUGUGGAACUCGCUUCCGUCACCUGCAGACGCUGAAGAGUCACCUGCGCAUACACACAGGAGAAAAGCCCUAUCAUUGUGAGAAAUGCAACUUGCACUUUCGCCACAAGAGUCAGCUUCGAUUGCACCUUAGACAGAAACACGGAGCGAUUACCAACACCAAGAUCCAGUACCGCAUGUCCACUACAGAGCUGCCAACCGACCUGACCAAGGCAUGCUGAACUGGAUCAGGCAGAUGGAUCAACCGACCUGACCAAGGCAUGCUGAACUGUAGCAGGCAGACAGACAGACAGACAGGGGGG